CACAUAACCUUUUUCGUACACAAACAAGACGACAGCACCAAUUGUUAAUUUGUACAUUGAAUUGUUUCGAUAAUCCACAGAACAAAAAUGCACGGUCGUGUCAAAGUCCGCACAACAGCUGAACAGGAGGCAAUAAAAAAAGUGGAAAGAGCCAAGAAAGUUGGACAGUAUAAAGCUGCCAUCAAUUUAGUCAUUCAGAAGAGAAAAGAGAAAGUGUACGACGAUGAGCUCCUCUUGGUCACUGAGAAAAUGGCACUGCAAAAUCCGGAUAUCAAUUCGGUCUGGAAUAUCAGGAGAGAAGCUUUUGAACAUCAACAGUGGACCCAAGAAGAAUACGUAGAGCGUCUCAAAAAAGAGUUGACCCUAACUGAGAACUGCCUACGCGAAAAUCCAAAGUCCUACAGUGUGUGGCAUCACCGAUGCUGGAUAAUCGAUCAUCUACCAGAGCCAGAUUGGAAAACAGAGCUGUCACUCUGCGCUAAAUGUCUCAAUCUGGACGAACGAAAUUUCCACUGCUGGGAUUACAGACAACAUCUGGUGAAGAAAGCUGGGAUUUCCGAUGCAGAAGAGUUUGAAUUCUCCACAACAAAAAUUUACAACAAUUUUUCUAAUUAUUCUUCGUGGCACUAUCGAAGCAAAAUCCUCUCGAAAAUGUUUCCUGAUCCGUCCGGAGAGUUACCGAUUAUAGCUGACAAACAUAAAGAAGAAUUGGAUUUAGUUAUGAAUGCUACAUUCACUGAUCCCAACGACUCCAGCGCCUGGUUUUACCAACGUUGGCUCUUGGACUAUUCAAAACUCCAGCCAAACACCCUAUGGCGAGUGAAAAUAACUCCAAAUAGAGCUAUAAUCAUCUUCCAUGGGGAUACAUCCCUAAAAUCAACCGAUCUCACCUUAACCAAAGACACUAAUGAAGUAGACGUCACCUGGUUCUCCUACAACGACAAAAAAUUCUCAAAAAUCUGGACUGCAACAUUCCCCGAGCCACUAGACCUUUCUUGCUCAACUAUUUCCAUUAAAUACGAGAAUGAAGAGUACAAUCUUCUCAAGUCCGAUGACAUUUGGUUCUACAAAUCGUCCCAUUCACCGAUAGAUAAACAUAACAAGGCCCAGUUGAAGGAGCAGAUGGAGAACUACAAACAGUUGAAUGAAAUGGAGCCGAAUAAUAAAUGGGCCAUUCUCACUGGAAUUUUUCUCAUGAAGAAUUACGACCUUGUGGGGUAUCACGAGAAGAUUUUGGAGGAUCUGAGUGCCUUAAUUAAAAUCGACAAUCUCAGGGCUAAUUAUUAUACUGAUAUGAGAAGUAAAUGCAUCAUGGAUUACGAACUCCACAACCUCUGGAAAAACGAAAACGAUACAGGGAUAAAUUCCACAAUAGACUUAUCAAAUCGUGAACUGACGAUUCUCUACAACGAACAAUACUUCAGUCUCUUCGAAGAGGUGAACCUAGGGGCCAAUCAACUAGGUAAUUCACUGCAUCGACUGGGGGCUCUGCAGGAGUGCAAAAAAUUGUCAUUAUCGAGCAACAGUUUGAAGAGUCUCAAUGGUUUUCCGACCCUACGUAGCCUGGAGAUUCUAUCUUUACGGAAUAAUGAACUGACGAGUUCAGACGAAAUUUUGGAUUUAAUUGAGAAACAUAAACUCGUUAAACUCGACCUGAGGGACAAUCCGAUUUGGGAGAAUUCUGAUAUUAUUGCUAAAUUAUCGAAGAAUAAUCCAGAUAUCGAAUUUGUUACUGACUGAUAUUUUUUAUAAAGUGAAUGUAUACUGAUAAUUCAGCAUUAGUUCAUUUUUGCACAUGUUUAUUAAAGCUUUGAUUACAAUUCAUUGAAAGUAAAUGAACGAAAUUAAAAUGC
Molecule: messenger RNA, 1853 nt
Organism: Diachasma alloeum
Lineage: Eukaryota; Metazoa; Arthropoda; Insecta; Hymenoptera; Braconidae
Gene: RabGGTa
Product: geranylgeranyl transferase type-2 subunit alpha
Exons: 7
Coding region: 88-1740 (550 amino acids)
Biological process (GO): protein geranylgeranylation
Cellular component (GO): cytoplasm; Rab-protein geranylgeranyltransferase complex
Molecular function (GO): protein binding; Rab geranylgeranyltransferase activity
Source: RefSeq, a predicted model, not a curated record